UGGUAUUUGCCGCUGACCAUUGCAGACGCAUUGCUCGCGCUUGUGUUUUCAUUUGGGACGUGGCUUUACCUUGUUUCUUGUCGGUUUUCAUUGAAAAAUUUAUUAAUUGAGGAAAUCCCUCAUCAUGUCAAAAAUAUCACAGAAGUAGCUCGGUUUAGAAAUGAGCUUUGUUGACCUGAACCAAAGACAACAAGAGAAAGGAAAUACAGCCAGAGGUCGUGUGAUAACUAAAUAUGAACCAAAGGAUGAAGAAAAUAAAAACCAAGCUUUUACAGACUCUGGAUCUAUUCACCUAGAGUUUAAUCCAGUACCAGCAGGUGUUGCAUCUAGCACUGCAUCAGAGGAGCGACACUUACCACGGGAAUGGAUGACACAAGAUGUUUUCCUUCCAGGAGAGAGGGUGACGGCAAAGAUUACAGGGGUAGAGCGUAUGCCAAGGACACACCCAUUUAAUCCAAACUUAUAUAGCAUAGAGCUUGAACAUGCUGGUUUUAAGUGGACUAUUCGCCGUCGCUACAAGCACUUCCUCAAGCUGGAUGCUGAACUAUUCCUGAUGCGUGUCGACCCUCGUCAACACAUCAUUCCUGCAUCGAGAGGUCAUCAUAAUCUCCCUAGCCGUCAUCUUCCUCGUAGACCAGACCCUUUUGCCACAACCACUAAUAUGGACUCUAGGAUUGAAAAGCUUGAAAAAUAUUUACAGGUGAUUCUUGACAAUGAGGACUAUCGCAAUCACAAAGAGACAUUAAACUUCCUGGAGAUCAGUGACCUGUCAUUUAAAUAUGACCUUGGCGACAAGGGCAGGGAAGGUGUGCUGAGGAAAAGAGCUGGAGGUCACCGGUUUCCUGCAGGAUGUUGUAGUGUUUGUUCUUCAAUGUCCUGUGGCAUCUGGAGCAAACGCUGGUUCAUUGUCAAGGACAGUUUUGUUGCAUACAUCAGCCAAAAGAAAAAGCGUGUUCGCGGUGUUCUGCUGUUGGACAAGGAUUUUACGUUCUGCCAUGGGCGCGAUGAGACGAACGUUAGACACGGGCUUAUUAUCAGCAACCAAUCAAGAAAGCUUCUGUUGACGUGCUGGACAGACCGAAAAGCCGGAGAGUUCAUGCGCUCUCUUGUUCACGUGAUGGCAACGACGGGUGCUGAAUGGCUACAAACCAACCCACAUGACUCAUAUGCGCCAGUGAGGCCUGAUACGCAGGCGCAAUGGUUCGUUGAUGGCGCAUCGUACUUUGAUUCUGUCGCACUUGCCCUACAGGAAGCCAGGGAAGAAAUAUUCAUUACAGAUUGGUGGCUCAGUCCGGAGAUCUACCUGCGUCGGCCUGUGCGUGAAGGAGACUACUGGCGGUUGGACCAGAUUCUCAAGAGAAAAGCGGAGUUGGGUGUGAAGGUCUACGUUCUCCUGUAUAAAGAAGUGGAACUCGCGUUAACCAUCAACAGCGCUUAUACUAAAGCUCUUCUUACGUCACUUCAUCCAAAUAUCAAGGUGCUACGUCAUCCUGAUCACGUGCCUGGUUCUGGCGUCAUCUAUUGGGCGCAUCAUGAGAAAAUCGUUGCGAUUGAUCAGAAGGUGGCUUUCGUUGGAGGGCUCGACCUUUGUUUUGGCCGUUGGGACGACCAUCACCACCGCCUCACCGACUUUGGUUCUGCUGUCCCGAGUUUCAAGCCACAUAUUCCGCUAAAUAAAACGGAGUUUGAGAUAGGUAGGAUGGGCUCAUUGUUCGUCGAUGGUCACGCGAGCGAGUCGCAGCGUUGCUCGAAAGAUCAGACUGACGGAGGCAUCAAGACUUGGUUCGGAAAAGACUAUUCUAACCCCAUAAAGAGGGAUUUCUUCGAUAUCCACAAACCAUUCGAUGACUCGGUUGACCGGGGCGCCAUACCCAGAAUGCCUUGGCAUGAUGUUGGGGUUGCUGUGUACGGAGUGGCCGCGCGGGACGUGGCACGACACUUUAUCCUGCGCUGGAAUGCAACUAAGCUUGAGAAGGUGAAGGAGAUUGAUCACGUGCCUCUUCUGCUACCGAAGUCCAACAGUGCUCUUAGACACGUGGUAUUACCACCCGAUUCUAAAACAACGCCCCUUGACUGCCAGGUCCUUCGUUCCCUGGGCUCAUGGUCAGCAGGCAUCCCAACAGAGGCUUCAAUACACCAAGCUUACUUAGACGCAAUACACAGGGCUGAGCACUUUAUAUACAUAGAGAAUCAAUUCUUUAUUACCAAUUUACCAGCGGACGGUGUUAGAAAUGAGAUCGGUGAAGCACUUCUGAUGAGAAUACAACGUGCUCACAGGGAAAGGAAGGAGUUCAGAGUUAUCGUGGUCAUGCCAUUACUACCAGCUUUUGAAGGUGAGCUGGGUACACCUACGGGAACAGCAAUCGGCGUCAUCACCCACUGGAACUACCGCUCCAUUUGUCGCGGAGCAGACUCUUUACUCGGGAGGCUUUCCGCGUCAAUAGAGGACCCUUCACGCUACAUAUCAUUCUACGCACUUCGCACGCACUCUGAAAUACACGGAAAACCGAUCACAGAGCUGGUGUAUGUCCAUAGCAAAAUGAUGGUCGUGGAUGAUCGAGUGGCCAUUAUUGGAUCAGCGAAUAUCAACGAUAGAAGUAUGCUGGGGAAAAGGGAUUCAGAAAUUGCAGUUCGUCUGGAAGAUAGGGAACUGGUUUCGUCGGUUAUGAAUGGGGAGGAAUUUCAAGUCGGUCCUUUUGCACACUCACUCCGCACACAUCUCUUCAUGGAACAUCUUGGUCUUGAAUCGUGUUCAGGGCAAUCAACAGACGUCAACGUCCAAGACCCCGUCUCCGAUGGCUUUUACAAGGAUGUCUGGAUGAGAACAGCUGAAAACAACACCAAGAUUUAUAGCGAGGUGUUCCAUUGUCUUCCGACGGACGAGGUCCGAUCAUUUGGCGAAUUGGCCUUGUUUAAGAUGAUUGAGCCUCUUGUCGACAAAGAUCGUGCGGCCGCCCGCGAGUCGGUCAAGUCCAUCAGAGGUCAUCUCGUGACCCUUCCCUUGCAUUUCAUGGAGAGAGAAGACCUCAGACCACCUAUCGGAAGCUCAGAGUAUCUUGUGUCCUCUGGUGUGUUCACGUGAAUACCUCUUGCCGCCUUUUGGAUGUUCAAGUGAAUACCUCCUGCUGCGCUUGCAUAAGGGAGCACCUCUUCUGUCGGGUAGUGGCAUCACGUGAAUGCCUCGUGACGUUUGGUGUACUCAAGUGAAUGCCUUGCGCCGCCUCUUGGAUGUUCACGUGAAUACCACGUGACCUUCUCUUGUUUUCCCGUGGAUAACUUUUGACGUCCGAUUUGAAAAGUGAAUACCCCGUGUCUAUUGAUUUGAUCGAGAUUCAAUUAUGCUGACGAAGUCACAUCACUGAAUGGACCAAUAAGAAUGUUUGUUUUGACGUAAAAUGUUUACACACCGCACUGUAUUACUAAUAGUUAAGCACGGUUUAUAAUAAACCGUGAUAAAGAAAUACAAAGAAACAUAAAGAAUAAUAUUUAUUAGAUUAGUAUGUAAUGUUACACUGUUGCUUCUAUUCAAUGCCUUUCGAGAGGCAACUGCUUUUAAGGUUACACACCAUACAAAGGAUACUGCCUUAUUAAGACACGCGUCUUUUUAAAAACCACCAUAUAAGGGCACCCGCCAUACAAAGACAUCCGUCUUACUAGGACACCUAUCUUACUAGGAGUUUCUUAAAGAAAGUGGAGUGCUGUGAGCAGCUACAACUAGGCAGUGCAAUAUAAGUAACGGUGUUUCAAGAAAAAUCGUGUAUUAAAAUUACCAGAACGAAGUGAAA
This is a messenger RNA of Nematostella vectensis (starlet sea anemone), 3785 nucleotides long. RefSeq names its product phospholipase D1. The record is from RefSeq and is a predicted model, not a curated record. Gene Ontology annotation, molecular function: phosphatidylinositol binding; D-type glycerophospholipase activity. The transcript is spliced from 29 exons. Bases 161 to 3082 code for a protein of 973 amino acids. Lineage: Eukaryota; Metazoa; Cnidaria; Anthozoa; Actiniaria; Edwardsiidae. Gene Ontology annotation, biological process: intracellular signal transduction; cell motility; phosphatidic acid biosynthetic process.